Molecule: messenger RNA, 5556 nt
Organism: Salmo salar (Atlantic salmon)
Lineage: Eukaryota; Metazoa; Chordata; Actinopteri; Salmoniformes; Salmonidae
Source: RefSeq, a predicted model, not a curated record
CACGACAUCCCAAAGUCAAAGUCUAUCCAUGUGUUCUACAACUCACCGAAUGAACGGGAAAAGUUGUGUUCAUCACAACUAUGCUCUGGCUUUCCGAAGCAUCUCUAAACGGCAAAUGGAAAGAAAAAAAAGGUUAAUAUUAUAACGCUUUCGUCUACCCAAAAGGGGGAAAAAUACGGGAAAUCGAGGAGAUGAGAGUAAUGAGGAGAUUAGCGUGAAAACAGAGAAUAAUACAAUGUCAUUCUAAAGGUAUGGAGCACUAUGAUUACAUAGGACAUUUCUAUGUUUGAAAAACACAAAAAGAAAAUAAAAGUUUGGGAGAGUUUGAGGCAAAGUAUGGCGCGGGAGAAGAUUGGAGAAACCGAAGUGGUGAAAGUGAAGAAACAGAGGAAGAAAUCCAAUAAGGAGCACAAAACAAGAACUGUACAUUCUAACAUUUUAUAUGAUCGAACCAAAGGCGAAGACAACCCAAAUAGACACUAUUCAGACAAUAAGAUUAAAACCACAAAAUAUACUCUUCUCUCUUUUCUACCGAAGAAUCUAUUCGAGCAGUUCCAUAGGUUUGCCAACGUAUACUUCGUGUUCAUCGCCCUGUUGAAUUUUGUUCCAGUUUGUAAUGCUUUCCAACCACAGUUGGCCCUGGCACCAGUGGUGUUCAUCUUGUCUGUCACUGCCAUCAAAGACCUUUGGGAGGAUUACAGAAGACACAGAUCCGAUAAAGAAAUCAACCACAUGGAUUGUUUGGUCUAUAGCAGGCCAGAGCACCAGUACACGGAGCGCUUUUGGAAGGACGCUCGUGUUGGGGAUUUCAUUAGACUGCGCUGUAAUGAGAUCCUGCCUGCAGAUGUUCUACUGCUUAGUUCCAGCGACCCGGACCGCUUGGUCCACAUCGAGACAGCUACCCUGGAUGGAGAGACCAACCUCAAACAGAGACAAGUGGUCCGCAGCUUCCUAGACCUGGAUUGUGAUUUUGACCCGUCCAAAUACAACAGCGUCAUAGAAUGUGAGAAGCCUAACAAUGACCUGGCCAGAUUCCGUGGUUACAUUACCCAUCGCAGUGGAAGAAGAGAUGGCCUGUACAAAGACAACUUGCUGCUGAGGGGCUGUACUAUCCGUAACACAGAAGAGUGUGUGGGGAUAGUCAUCUAUGCAGGUCAUGAGACUAAAGCCAUGCUGAACAACAAUGGCCCCCGUUACAAACGCAGCAAACUGGAGAAACAGAUGAACGUGGACGUGGGCUGGUGUGUUAUCAUCCUACUGGUCAUGUGCCUGUUUUCUGCUAUCGGUCACGGGUUGUGGAUGUACCAGUACGGAGAUAAGAGACCCGUGUUUGAUGUUCUUAGUCCUGAAGGAGCUGACCUGUCACCUGUCCUGUCUGCCGUCUAUCUCUUCCUCACCAUGAUCAUCGUCUUUCAGGUCCUGAUCCCGGUCUCGCUGUUCGUGUCCAUAGAGAUUGUGAAGAUCUGCCAGGUUUAUUUCAUCCAUCAGGACCAAGACCUGUAUGAUGAGGAGACCGACUCUCAUCUGCAGUGUAGAGCUCUGAACAUCACCGAAGACCUCGGUCAGAUGCAGUACAUCUUCUCCGACAAGACCGGGACACUCACAGAGAACAAGAUGGUGUUCAGGAGGUGUACGGUGGCCGGGGUGGAAUACAGCCAUGAUGCCAACGCGAGACGUCUGGCCAUGUACCAGGACCUGGUGGACUCAGAGGAGGAGGACUGUACUUCCCACAGCGGCACCUUGCCCAGACGGGACAGCGUCGCCAGCAACCAGAGCGCUGCCAAGGUGGUUCUGCGCUCCCAGAGCACCAAGUCCCACCGCAGGACUGGCAGUCGGGCCGAAGCCAAGAGGGCCAGCAUCCUGUCCAAACACACUGCAUUCAGCAGCCCCAUGGAGAAGGAGGUCACCCCUGACCCCCAGCUCCUGGACAAGGUCAACCACUGCAGUAGCCAGAUGACCUUCAAGAGGUUCCACAGCCAGUCCCUGUCUCAGCUACCCUCUGACCUCACUGACGUCAUCGAUUUCUUCAUCGCCCUCACCAUCUGUAACACGGUGGUGGUGUCGUCGCCCAAUCAGCCACGGCAGAAGGUGCGGAUGAGAUUUGGGCUAAAGUCCCCGGUGAAGACUAUCGAGGACUUCAUCAAACGCUUCACCUCCAGUCGUCUCACCUCCAACUCCAACAGCAGCAGCUCUUCCAGCCUCAACCGUUCCUCCCACCGCGAAUGUUCCAGUGUCCUGUCCUCCCCCUCCGCCGAGAGCACCCUGACUAAAUUAGAUGAGGAGCAUCACCUUGGAUGUCCCGGAGGUUUGGAGCACGCCUUCUCUCCGGUCCCUCCUCACGCUACCGAGAGAGAACCCGGGGCCCUAGAGGAAGGAGAGCUCCGUUACGAGGCAGAGUCACCUGACGAGGCCGCCCUGGUGUAUGCAGCGCGUGCCUACAAGUGUUCUCUGGUUGGCCGGCUACCUGAUCAGGUGACGGUGGAGUUACCUCACCUGGGGAAGCUAAGCUUUGAGCUGCUUCACACUCUGGGGUUUGACUCCACCAGAAAGAGGAUGUCUGUGGUGGUGAGACACCCGCUAACAGAACAGAUCACCGUCUACACUAAAGGAGCUGACUCUGUCAUCAUGGACCUCAUCACACUGCCACCUACAGAUGAUUCCAAAGGGAAGCGCCAGAGAAAGAUCCUAUACAAGACACAGAAUUACCUGAACCUCUAUGCUGCCAAUGGUCUUCGUACUCUCUGCAUCGCAAAAAAGGUUAUGACUAAGGAGGAGUAUGCUGUCUGGCUGCGACAUCAUCUGGAGGCAGAGACGGCCAUACAGGGAAGAGAAGAGCUGCUGUUCCAGUCUGCUCUGAGACUGGAGAUUAACCUGCAUCUAUUGGGAGCAACGGGUAUAGAGGACCGUCUACAAGACGGUGUCCCAGAGACCAUUGCUUCGCUGCGGAAGGCGGGGCUCCAGAUCUGGGUUCUGACGGGGGACAAACAGGAAACAGCCAUCAACAUCGCCUAUGCUUGCAAGCUGCUGGAACCUGACGAUGAGAUCAUCACGCUCAACGCUGACUCGAAGGAGGCGAUGGCAGUCCUUCUAGAGGAGAGUCUACACUACAUCCAGGCUAAGUUCCUGUCCUCGGAUCCUUCCAGAUCCUUUCAGAAAGACUACGCUCCCGCCUAUUCCUUCCCCCCUCCUCCUCCUCCUUCCUCCUCCUCCUCCCAGACCCAGUCCUUCCUGGUGCACCGGCUGGGUUUGGUAAUUGACGGGCGGACGCUGGCCUACGCACUGGACAGCAGCCUAGAUGAGAAGUUCCUGGCGGUGGCGAGGAGCUGUCGGUCAGUCCUCUGCUGUCGCUCCACGCCGCUGCAGAAGAGUAUGGUGGUUAAACUGGUCCGGAACAAACUGAAGGUCAUGACGCUGGCCAUAGGUGAUGGUGCUAAUGAUGUCAGCAUGAUUCAGGUGGCUGAUGUGGGCGUCGGCAUCUCAGGACAGGAGGGCAUGCAGGCUGUGAUGGCUAGUGACUUUGCCCUUCCGCGGUUCCGGAACCUUCAGAAGCUCUUGCUGGUCCAUGGCCACUGGUGUUACUCCAGACUGGCCAACAUGAUACUGUACUUCUUCUACAAGAACGCUAUGUUCGUAGCACUGAUCUUCUGGUACCAGUUCUACUGUGGUUUUUCUGGGUCAGCCAUGAUAGACCAGUGGUAUCUGAUCUUCUUCAACCUCAUGUUCUCUGCCUUCCCUCAACUCGUCACCGGGACCCUGGAUAAAGAUGUGUCCUCAGAGACCCUCCAAGAUCUGCCUCAGCUCUACAUGAACGGACAGAACUCAGAGGAAUACAAGCCUUAUAUGUUCUGGAUGACCAUGAUCGAUGCCUUCUACCAAAGCCUGGUCUGUUUCUUUAUACCCUACUGUGCCUAUGCUGACUCUGAUGUGGACUUGUUGACGUGGGGAACGCCCAUCACCACCCUGGCCCUGUUCACUAUACUGAUACACCUGGGCUUGGAGACCAAGACCUGGACGUGGAUGAACUGGUUGUCCAUCACCUUCAGUGUGGGUCUGUUCUUUACUGUGGCUCUGUGUUACAACGCCUCCUGUCCCACAUGCUUCUCCCCCUCCAACCCUUACUGGACCAUGCAGAGACUGCUGGGGGAACCACUCUUCUACCUGCUCUGUGUCAUCACUCCUGUAGCCGCCCUGCUGCCCAGAUACUUCUACAGGGCAUGUCAGAGCUCUCUGUUCCCCACUCCAGUCCAGGUUGGCAGGCAGCUGGACAAACUGCCCAGUGACACACGUAGAAACAUCCUCAGUCUCAGCCGGGUCCAGGCCGGGUCACUUCUUCAUCUCAGACCGCCCUUCCUGUCUUCGCUUUCCUUCGCCGGACCCUUGACUAAAGACUGCAGCCACAGGACCACCUCCACCCAGAACCAGUACAGCUUCACCAGGGGCCCGGCCAAGAGCCCCGAGGGCUGUCUGGACCUAUCCUUACGAGGGGAUGAGGCUGGGAAGGUUCAGGGGAAGGGCUGGGGCAGUCCUGGAGACAGUCAGAGGAGGCUUGAAGAUGAUGAUCAGUACACACUAGCCUCCACAGAGACUGAUACUCUGCCUUAUACCAAAGCCAAAGAAGCUCCUCAGCCUGAGGCUGGGAGUAUGGCUGGGGCUGGGAGUAUGGCUGGGGCUGGGAGUAUGGCUGGGGCUGGGAGUAUGGCUGGAGCUGGGAGUAUGGCUGGAGCUGGGAGUAUGGCUGGAGCUGGGAGUAUGGCUGGGGCUGGGAGUAUGGCUGGAGCUGGGAGUAUGGCUGGGGCUGGGAGUAUGGCUGGGGCUGGGAGUAUGGCUGGGGCUGGGAGUAUGGCUGGGGCUGGGAGUAUGGCUGGGGCUGGGAGUAUGGCUGGGGCUGGGAGUAUGGCUGGAGCUGGGAGUAUGGCUGGAGCUGGGAGUAUGGCUGGAGCUGGGGCUGGAGCAGGGACUGGGAGGACUGGGAAUAUGGCUGGAGCAGGGGCUGGGAGAAUGGCUGGAGCAGGGGCUGGGAGUAUGGCUGGAGCAGGGGCUGGGAGUAUGGCAGGGGCUGUAGCAGGGGCUGGGAGUAUGGCUAGAGCUGGGGCUGGGAGUAUGGCUGGAGCAGGGGCUGGGAGCAUGGCAGGUGCUGGGAGUAUGGCAGGGGCUGGGGCUGGAUCAGGGGCUGGGAGCAUGGCUGGAGCAGGGGCUGGGAGCAUGGCAGGGGCUGGGAGCAUGGCAGGGCCUGGGCCUGAUGACCUCCAGGCUCCUCUCACCCAGGACAAUGACUGUCAGGACAUUAGUCUUCUUGAUCUCUCGGACCUGAGUCUAUCCAGCUUGAUCACUUCCACACCCCUUCUGACCACACCCCAGUCAGAAACCAUCCAACUGACUCUGCCCCCUGCUGGUGGCUCCCAGUCUGCAGCCUACAGGCGGAACUAUGAGAACCAUGACACUACGGCACACAGACCACCACCUGAACACAGGUUCCUCCCACCUACAGACAAACCAGACCACCCUCAGACCACCUGUCCUAAAGAACACUCGUGGCUCCAAACCACCUCUCUAUGA